Molecule: messenger RNA, 1685 nt
Organism: Marchantia polymorpha subsp. ruderalis
Lineage: Eukaryota; Viridiplantae; Streptophyta; Marchantiopsida; Marchantiales; Marchantiaceae
Source: the annotation of a GenBank genome assembly
GGGAAGCCGGAUUGUGGGAUCAUGUCCCUCCUUCCUUCGCGAAGGAAGGAGAGUGUGGUUCUCGUGGGUCACUUCUUUGAAACGUCGCCCUUCGAUCCGGGCUGUGAAGUCCCGAAACAUUAGGGGCUGGAAUGGAUGGCUAGUGGGAGGUGCAGAUGUCAGACCCCAAACCCAAGUUGCACCCUUUCGUCCUUCUGAGAAGAGACUGCGCCUGUCCUCUCCGAUCAAACAAAUUUCUUUCUCACAAAGUUGACUGCAGUCACACCGCAGUCAACUUCCUCGUAUCCUCAAACAAUAAAAUGUUACAGAGUCGGAUAUGCCCACAACUUGCACUAAUAAGUUGGGGACUGAAACUCUUGUUCGAAGUGGAUGAGGGAGAUUAUCCAUUUGUCAUUAAAGUGUAACAGGAAAAGAUACAUGUCCCUCUGGUUCUGUUUCCUUUUUGUGUCGUAGCUGGAACAGCGAUAGAGCGAGAACCGGCUUUUGGUAUUGACCUUGUAACAUUAAUGUUGAUAACGCAGGACAGUCUGAUUACUGUAGUGUGUGGACGGAAGUAUGUAGUACCUUCGAAGCAUCUGAUCUUAGUGGAACGUGCGAGGGGCUUAACGCAAUAGCCGAGCACAACGCCCAUCAUGAUUGCCCAAAAAGCAACUGACAGUUCAUGGCAUGGCACAAUACCAGUUUUCCCUCAUGCUUUGCGGGAUCUCAAGCGACAAGGGUCGAACAGAGCGACUGUCGUACGACGAAGAUAAUGUGAUGUAGUGUGGGCAACGAAUAAACGAGAGUGUGCGGGGAGCAGGUACUGGUCACGUUCUUUUCUAAGGUUUAUUGCCGCCUCUGCAAAAUCGCUGUCGACUGGAACCCAGAGCCAGAUCUAUAGAUUCAGAGGAAAGGGAAACGUGGAGUUUAGCGAGAGGAUGCUGCUCGGAUAAUAUAUGAUUUUCUUUCGAGGCACUGAGAUGCUCAUUAACUCUGUCUAUUGCAAUGGUGCCAAAGAGAAUCAGCAAAAAGACGAAAAAUCUGGAUGAAGUGCAAGGCAAAUGUCCGGGAUGGUUGGAAAAAACCUGCUGAUGUAUGUGAAAAGGGAGCAGUUGAGAACCUUCAAGGUCAGCGUGUAGGACUUGGCAUUGCGCUAAUUGGUGGCAAUUCGGCAGUGGACAUUAGAUGGAUCUGGUCUUGGUUAUAGGAAAGGACCGAGUCCUGGAAUAAUACACUUAUAGGUCAUCAAGUCAGAAGAUUGUAUCAGCUGUGAGAGUAAAGAAGUUGAGCAUAUUCCUGAUUCGGGUGGUGCCCUCCAUUGUCACAGACCUGACAGACUUCUUGAUGUCAUUAUUGGAUAUUUUUAACAUGCCGCCAUCUAAAUCUAAAUGAGUGGGCGAAUCUGGAUGUUCUGGGAAGCGGCCAGCAGUAGCUGUGGCAUGUUAACGCUUCACAUUCGAACCCUAAAGUUACAACAAUGCCAGACAUCUGCGUUUGUAGAACAAUGGAAGUUUCUUGUACCUGCUGCAGAAAGGCGUUCGCUUGAUUUUAGUGUCUGUUUGCAUUACCGUUUAGUCCAACUAUUUCUGAGAACUGAUGCAUUAGCAUCGAACACCUCCCCUCAAUGCGGAGCGAAAGGUAGGUAGGAGGCCGCGAAUGCUCAUUCGAAGGUUCGUGUAGUUGUCUAAUUUGGAUACUUCUUUUUC